Molecule: messenger RNA, 1089 nt
Organism: Mesorhabditis spiculigera
Lineage: Eukaryota; Metazoa; Nematoda; Chromadorea; Rhabditida; Rhabditidae
Source: the annotation of a GenBank genome assembly
AUGACUGGAGCCUUGCAAGUUUUAGCCUUCCUGUCUUAUACGGUUGGAAUCGCGGCGGGACCGUCAAAGAUCGUCAACGGCGACGAACUCAAACCCGGCAAGGCUCCAUAUAUCGUGGCUCUUACCAGAACAGAAUUCGAGGCACCGAGCUUCUACACCGAAUCCACUGACAAUGGAAUCAUAUUAAAACUAGACAAAUUCAUCGUCGAUAUUCAUGCAGAUAUGGAGUUUUCGUUCAAGAAUUUAUUUUUCGGCCUUCCGAUCUGGCCACUAUCAAAAUUCAACAUUGGGCCGAAGAUUUGGUUCCCCUCAAAAAUCCCAUUUUUCCUCGACAUUUUUGGAGGUGUGAUAAAUCGCGUGGUACAGAAUUUGCUCAGAACAGAGAUCUGUAACUCCUUGGAAAACGUGGUGAAGCCCAGUAUCUUUGGCGAGCACUCAUUUCCGGUGGAAACGCAAUACGGAGAUCGGCGUGAGUAUCUCGUACAAACGCCACUAUUCAACGUGCUCCAUACCGAAAACUUUUCUGAAGCCCAGUUCGCUUUUGACCUCCAAUUUUUGAGGGAGAAAUGCCCGUAUGAGCCACCAAGCCUGAAUUGCGACUUGUACGCCCUGUACCGUGGAAAUUUCUUGACUUAUUUGGUGACGAAGGAUCGGGUUCGGCUGGAGCUGUCGGAAUAUUUGAGGACCACGUGUUACUCCUACUCCAAUUACAUCUGCAUGCAAACGUUUUGGCCAGACCUGGCUAGGAUGUACCCAAAUCAAUACCUUGACAUCUACGUUCAAGCCAGGGAGACGCCGAAGGUAGUACUAGCUGACAACAUUGCGCAUAUGACAGGCGAACUACAGCUCGAUUUCCAUACCCAUCCAAAGUCUAAUGGAUCCCUGGCGACUCUAAUGCUGACUUUCUCCUGCGAUCUGAGUGGUCGUUUGAAUAGAACGGUCUUAUUGGGAGGGAUCUCUAAUAUUCAAGCUGAUAUUCGGCAGACGCACUCGGUGAUUGGAUAUUUGUACCCGGACACCUAUUUUACAACGAAGGUUUUGCAGACACCACAGCUAUCUCAGCAGCGGACGGUUACCUUCGGCUCGAUC